Messenger RNA from Coregonus sp. 'balchen', 2324 nucleotides. The record is from the annotation of a GenBank genome assembly. NCBI's taxonomy places the organism in Eukaryota, Metazoa, Chordata, Actinopteri, Salmoniformes, Salmonidae.
AUGGGGCGAUUUGAAGGUAAAGAGAAAGUACAUAUUUGCUUUCUUAUAGGCACUUAAACUAUUAUUCUUAUAGAAGAGGAAGAGGAGGAUGAGAUGGAGACUGAGGACCGCGAUAGUGAGGAUGCAGAAAAACCAAGCAUAAACUUUGACCCCAGUCUUCCAACUUCACAUGCUGUGGGUUUCAUAUUUACAUCUAUAAAGUAUUGUUGUACAGCUGUAUCAUUGAGUAUACAGUUCUGGGUUUUCUACACUGCACUAAUGCUUCUGCCCCCCUCCUCCCAGUACUUGGGUUUAGACAUGGAAGAGUUCCAUGGGCGUACGGUGCACGAUGACGACAGCUACCAGACAAUCCCAGUGCUGCCAUUCACAGCCGUCAUGCUUAUACCUGGACAGACCCUGCCGCUGCAGCUCUUCAGACCGCAGGAGGUCAGCAUGAUGCGUAACAUCAUCCAGAGAGACCGCACCUUUGCUGUGCUUGCACACAGGUAGGGAGGGAGAGGAGGACAGAGUGGGAAGACUGGGAAUGGGCUCAGUUUAGGGUGAUCACAUGUCCCGGAUUGUGCGGGUUCAGUCCUGCAUUUUGGCCCUUUGUCCAGCAAACAAAUAAUCUUCCCGCAUUUUAUCAACAAAUUUGAGCGGUUUGCUGAUGUCAACGUUGUGAACAGAGUUACCCCAUGGUGGGCUUAUGGUAUGGCCAGGCAUAAGCUACUGACAAUGAAUACAUUUGCAUUUUAUCUAUGGAAAUUUGAAUGCCAUUCAUCCAACGCCAUCACCUCAUGUUUCAGCCUGAUAAUGCACGGCCCCAUGUCGGAAGGAUCUGUACACAAUUCCUGGAAGCUGAAAAUGUCCCAGUUCUUCCAUGGCCUGCAUACUCACCAGAUAUGUCACCAAUUGAGCAUGUUUGGGAUGCUCUUUACGACAGCGUGUUCCAGUUCCCGCCAAUAUCCAGCAACUUUGCACAGCCAUUGAAGAGGAGUGGGAAAACAUUCCACAGGCCAUUAUGCCCCGUGUAGCUCAGUUGGUAGAGCAUGGCGCUUGCAACGCCAGGGUUGUGGGUUCGAUUCCCACGGGGGGCCAGUAUGAAAAUGUAUGCACUCACUAACUGUAAGUUGCUCUGGAUAAGAGCGUCUGCUUAAUGACUAAAAUGUAAAUGUAAAUAAUCAACAGCCUGAUCAACUCUAUGCAAAGGAGUUGUGUCGCGCUGCAUGAGGCAAAUGGUGGUCACGCCUGAUACUAACUGGUCUUCUGAUCCAUGCCCCUACCUUUUUUUUUAAAGGUAUCUGUGACAAACAGUUGCAUAUCUGUAUUCCAUAGAUUAGUGCCUGAUGAAUUUAUUUAAGUUGACUGAUUUUCCUUAUAUGAACUGUAACUCAGUAAAAUCUUUGAAAUUGUUGCAUGUUGCGUUUAUAUUUUUGUUCAGUAUAUAUUGUGCAGUGUAGUAAAGUUAGAUCAAAGCUGAAUCAAUGUAUUGGAAGAUCACAUAAUAAUGAAUUAGUAUUCUACAUAACAGACCCAAAUAUAAUAGCAUAGUAUAACGUUACUGUUACACCAAAAACACCACCAAAGUUCUUAUGAGCUUUUAGGAUGGUUAGCUGAAUAGUCCCAAAAAAAUGAUCAUGCUGCCAAAACUCAACAGCACACACCACUAGGCAGAACGUGCUUUGAUUGAAACAAAGUACAGGACGGCUAUAUUUGUAAACACCAUCUUCUCUAAUUUGCUCACGAAACAGUAAUUCAAGAAGAUCUAAAUGCAUAUUCCAAUGAAACCGAUUGAGAUCAAAUGAUUUAUAUACAGAUGCAGACAUUACACCAUAAAAUGUGAAUAAUUGUUAUUUACGAUUGACAGUGAUAAUGGCAUAUUUAGAAAUUAAGUAUGCCUAACUUGGUGUUUGAGGCUAUUCAAAAUAGAAAAUGUUCUUGAGAAAAUAUGUGUGGGCGUAGGCGGGCAUUGGGCAUAGGCAGGGGUGGGGAAUGUGAAUGUCCCGCAAAAUCAUCCUGUUUUUAAUGUGGUUACCAUAGCUGUGUUCCAAUUGGCUACCCCUCUCUACAAAGUUUUCUCUUGCUCACUCUCUGUCAUGUAUUUGAAUGCAUUGGAUUGGUGUGUCGUGUGUGAGCACAGUAGGGUGUUCUUAAUUAGAUGUUUGUGUCUGUCUGUACCCCUCACCUCACCCUCCAGUGACACAGGCGAGGUGCAGGCAGAGUUUGGGACGACGGCUGAAAUCUAUGCUUACCGGGAAGAGCAAGAGUACGGCAUCGAGACGGUCAAAGUGAAGGCAGUCGGACGGCAGCGGUUCAAGGUCCAUGAGAUCAGAACCCAGGCCGAC